UCUGGUGAGCUAAAGUCGGUGGAAUAUCCACCAGGCGGAGUUGAUAGUUAGAGGUGUAGUCAUCAUCAGUUGUCGUAGAGACAGCGAAGAGUAAGGAUUAAGAAAGACAAGGGAAGGAAAAAUACAAGUACAAAUAAAUAGCAGGAGAAGUGUUAUUGUCGUGGAUCGGUUGAUUGGCGAUAUAUUAUUAUUUUAUUUUAUUUUUUUUUUAUUUUUAAUUUAAAUUUUUGUUUCUUUUAUUUAUUUAUUUAUUUAUUUAUCGAUACGUAAAGUUUUUUUUGUUUUUUUUUUUUUUACCGUCGUCGAGUACGUUCGAGGGCGUCGAUAACGGUCCUUUUGUAAAAUUAAAAAGCAAAAAACCACACCAAAAUGACGAUCAAAGACCCAAAACACGGCGUCCCCGAAUCGGUUAAUCCGUACGAAAGACCGCCCAGUGUUUCGACCGGUCAGUCGAUAAAAACAUUUUUAUACAACGGAUCAACCGGUGCUAUUAUGGGGAGAACACCGAGCAGUUGGGGAAAAAUUGGAAUCUUCUACUUCAUAUUCUACGGAGUGUUGGCAGCUUUGGUUGCGAUUUGUUUUUGGGUGUUCUUCCAAACUCUGGACCCGAGGAUACCAACGUGGCAAUUGGAUAGAUCUAUAAUAGGCACAAAUCCUGGCCUGGGCUUCAGACCGAUGCCACCCGAGGAUAAUGUUGAGAGUACAUUGAUCUGGUACAAAGGAACGGAUCGCAGCAAUUAUCGUCACUGGGCUGAAUCAUUGGAAAAAUUUUUAGAAGUCUACAGAAAGCCUGGUCUGACGCCUGGAAGAGGAUCCAACAUUCACAACUGCGACUACGAUCAACCUCCGGCACCGGGUCAAGUUUGCGACGUUGAUGUAAAAAAUUGGCUACCGUGUAACAAGGAAAAUAAUUUCAACUACCACAAGUCUGCGCCAUGCGUAUUUCUGAAACUCAACAAGAUCUAUGGAUGGAGACCGUCGUUUUAUAACGACACCGAUUCCCUGCCAGAAGCUAUGCCUCGAGAGCUGAAACAGCACAUUAUGGAACUUAAGGCUAAGGAUGCGAAACAAUUGAACACAAUUUGGGUAUCGUGCGAGGGCGAAAAUCCAGCCGAUAUGGAAAAUAUCGGUCCUGUAAAUAUCCUGCCUCGAAGAGGAUUUCCCGGAUACUUUUAUCCCUUCGAGAACUCCGAAGGUUAUCUCAGCCCUCUCGUUGCCAUCCAUUUUGAAAGACCCCGAACUGGAAUUUUGAUAAAUGUCGAGUGCAAGGCUUGGGCUCGUAAUAUAAAACAUGAUCGUGCAUCGGGCAUGGGAGCUGUCCAUUUUGAAUUGAUGAUCGAUUAAAUUAUAGGGAUGAUCGAAAAAA
Athalia rosae (coleseed sawfly) is the source of this 1366-nucleotide messenger RNA. RefSeq names its product sodium/potassium-transporting ATPase subunit beta-2. The record is from RefSeq and is a predicted model, not a curated record. The transcript has 6 exons. Bases 370 to 1344 code for a protein of 324 amino acids. Gene Ontology annotation, biological process: sodium ion export across plasma membrane; potassium ion import across plasma membrane; intracellular sodium ion homeostasis. Gene Ontology annotation, cellular component: sodium:potassium-exchanging ATPase complex. Gene Ontology annotation, molecular function: ATPase activator activity. Lineage: Eukaryota; Metazoa; Arthropoda; Insecta; Hymenoptera; Athaliidae.